Molecule: messenger RNA, 1300 nt
Organism: Nematostella vectensis (starlet sea anemone)
Lineage: Eukaryota; Metazoa; Cnidaria; Anthozoa; Actiniaria; Edwardsiidae
Product: E3 ubiquitin-protein ligase RING2
Exons: 13
Coding region: 132-1118 (328 amino acids)
Cellular component (GO): ubiquitin ligase complex; PcG protein complex
Molecular function (GO): chromatin binding; ubiquitin protein ligase activity
Source: RefSeq, a predicted model, not a curated record
GGCUUGGUCCCUCAAUGUGGUAUUGCCUUCUGGGUAAUAAAUGUUUGGUUGCUGGAAAGAAAAGGUUGAUUUUGAGCUAUUGAAAGACGAAGAAAACAAGUCACAAGGAAGAAAGCAGAAUAAAAUAACAAAUGACAAUGUCAGUACAAACAUCGGCUCCUCAACUGCCGCAGCCAAAGUCUUGGGAGCUCAGUCUGUAUGAGUUGCACAGAACUCCACAGGAAGCAAUCACAGAUGGAACAGAAAUCUCCAUAUCACCACGAAGCCUUCACAGCGAACUCAUGUGCCCAAUAUGCCUAGACAUGCUCAAAAACACUAUGACAACAAAAGAAUGUUUACACAGAUUUUGCCAGGAGUGUAUUAUCACUGCCCUAAGAAGCGGAAACAAAGAGUGUCCAACCUGCAGAAAAAAGUUGGUGUCUAAAAGAUCACUCCGACCUGAUCCCAACUUUGAUGCCCUAAUAGCAAAGAUUUACCCUGACAGAGAAGAAUAUGAAGCACACCAGGAAAAAGUUCUUCAGAGACUCAGCAAACACCAUAACCAGCAGGCACUGACAAGUAGCAUUGAAGAAGGCCUCAAGCUUCAGGCGAUGAACAGAGCUCAGAGAGUGAGAAAACGGUCAUCAGAAGAGCAAGGCCAUGCUCCCAUUGCUGCCACAGCAGAGGGUUCAACCACACCAACCAACAGAAAACGUCAAAAGGCAAAUUCAGAUGAAUCAGAUGCCAGUGAAAACACAUUUGAUUCAACUGGGGAAGCCAGUAAUGAAGCAUCUGAGAAUGUCAGCGAAAUUGAGCUUGUGUUCAAACCACACCCAAAAGACCAUGACCCAGAGACUGUGGCUCAACAGACUCGUUAUAUCAAAACUACAGCCAAUGCGUCAGUUGAUCACCUGGCAAAGUAUCUGGCAAUUCGUCUUUCUCUUGAGUCAAAGCAAGAAGGAUCUCCUAACAGCCAAGAUAAAGCUCCUGAAGUGCCAAGUUAUACUAUCUAUAUUGCUAGCACCCCGGGACAAUUCACACAACUGUCAGGCUCCAUGCUUCUUGAACAUGUCAACGAGAAGUACUGGAAGGUAAACAAGCCCUUGGAAAUGUACUACGCACAGGAUAAACCUAGCUGAGACCACUUUACUAUAGUUUCAGAAGUACAGAAACUGUGUAGAUAGUCUAAAAGAUUUAGAGGUUUAGAAUCUGUUAUUAUGGUAGACCUGCUAAACUAUUGGUUUAAUGAGGCACUAGAAAUAAUUUUGAUCAGAAAUUGUAUUUACAUGCACAAACAAUUAAUGACUCAACUUUAUUGGUA